Messenger RNA from Solanum lycopersicum (tomato), 1416 nucleotides. The record is from RefSeq and is a predicted model, not a curated record. NCBI's taxonomy places the organism in Eukaryota, Viridiplantae, Streptophyta, Magnoliopsida, Solanales, Solanaceae.
AUGGCUGAGUACGAAACUUGUAUUCUUGGCAUCAGAAUGGCUCUUGACAUGAACAUUCAAGAAUUACUGAUAAUUGGUGAUUCAAACUUGUUGAUUCAUCAAGUUCAAGGAGAAUGGGCCGUGAAGAAUCCUAAAAUCUUACCUUACGUACAACUGGUGCGGAUGUUAUGUAAAAGAUUUAGAAAGACCAAGUUCAGGCACACCCCGAGAAUACAAAAUGAGUUUUUUGAUACUCUCGCAACCAUAUCCUCCAUGAUACAACACCCAGAAAAAAGUUACAUUGACCCACUUGAGAUAGGUUUAAAAGAACAACCAUCGCAUUGUUUACAUGUAGAAAAGGAAUCGGAUGGAAAUCCAUGGUAUAUCGAUGUGAAAAGGUACUUAGAAUCUGGCGAAUACUCUGAAAAAGCAACAAGCAUCCAAAAGAAAACAAUUCUAAGAAUGACAAACAACUUCUUUUUGAAUGGGGAAAUUCUUUAUAGGAGGACUCCUGAUCUGGGAUUACUACGAUAUGUGGAUGCUGUAGAAGCCACAAAAUUGCUCGAAGAAGUACACGCUGGAGUGUGUGGGACGCAUAUGAAUGGGUUUACAUUAGCAAAGAAAAUCUUAAGGGAAGGAUACUUCUUGAUGACUAUGGAAAAUGAUUGUGUUCGAUUUGUCCAAAGAUGUCAAAAAUGUCAGGUACGUGGAGAUCUGAUCAAAGUACCUCCUCACGAGCUCAAUGCAAUGAGUUCUCCUUGGCCAUUUUUAGCAUGGGGCAUGGAUGUUAUUGGACAAAUUGAGCCUGCUUCCUCCAAUAGUCAUAGGUUUAUUUUGGUCGUCAUUGAUUAUUUCACGAAGUGGGUCGAAGCUGCUUCCUAUAAAGCUGUGACGAAGAAAGUUGUGACUGAUUUUGUUCGCAAUAAUUUGAUAUGUCAUUUUGGAGUUCCUGAGUCUCUCAUCACGAACAAUGGUGCAAAUCUUAACAGACAUUUGAUGAAAGAGAUAUGUGAACAAUUCAAAAUUACCCACCGUAAUUCAACUGCAUAUCGUCCUCAAAUGAAUGGAGCCGUGGAAGCUGCCAAUAAGAACAUCAAGAGGAUACUGAGAAAGAUGAUUGACAACUACAAAUGUCGGAAUGAAAAUUUGACUUAUGCCUUGCUAGGUUAUCGCACCACAAUUCGAACUUCAACUGGAGCAACUCCGUAUUUGUUAGUAUACGGAAUAGAGGCAGUGAUACCGACUGAAGUUGAGAUACCGUCUUUGAGGAUUAUUCAUGAAGCUGGAUUGAGCGAUGCCAAAUGGGUUCGUGAUCGAUAUGAACAAUUCACAUUGAUUGAUGAGAAAAGAAUGAGUGCCGUUUGUCAUGGCCAGUUGUAUCAACAAAGAAUGAUUCGUGCUUCAACAAGAAAGCAAGAGUUCGAACAUUUGAGGUAG